This is a messenger RNA of Nicotiana attenuata, 342 nucleotides long. Its product is annotated as ribosomal protein S14, mitochondrial-like. The transcript has 3 exons. Lineage: Eukaryota; Viridiplantae; Streptophyta; Magnoliopsida; Solanales; Solanaceae. Gene Ontology annotation, biological process: translation. Gene Ontology annotation, cellular component: ribosome; small ribosomal subunit. The coding region runs from base 1 to 342 and encodes 113 amino acids. The record is from RefSeq and is a predicted model, not a curated record. Gene Ontology annotation, molecular function: structural constituent of ribosome.
AUGUCGGAGAAGCGAAAUAUACGAGAUCACAAACGUAGAUUGCUCGCGGCUAAAUAUGAAUUGAGACGAAAGCUUUAUAAAGCCCUUUGUAAAGAUCCCGAUCUUACUAGUGAUAUGCGGGACAAACAUCGUUCUAAGUUGUCCAAGUUGCCAAGAAAGAGUUCCUUUGCACGAGUAAGAAACCGAUCAUCUCGAGAUCCUUUUGAUGGGCAUAAAGAAAUCGUCUUGGUAGCAACCACCAAACCAAGAGAACAAGGGUUAGCUCCGCAGCAGGUCUACAAGCAAGUGGAGCGCCGGAGUGCAGAGGUUGUUCCCAUCAUUGAAGUCAGGGUGUGGGACUGA